AUGGUCUCUGUUCGAUUUCAGGCUGCAAAACGGCGUGGUCUCGAGCGGGCCCUUGCCAAAAGAGCCAUCUUCGAAGAGCUAUUGAAUCUGUCGGAAGAAUAA
Molecule: messenger RNA, 102 nt
Organism: Haemonchus placei
Lineage: Eukaryota; Metazoa; Nematoda; Chromadorea; Rhabditida; Trichostrongylidae
Source: the annotation of a GenBank genome assembly